ACUAUAAAUAUGGCCUACAGGAGCCAAGCCAUAAACCAGCACUACUAGAAAGAAAUGAAACAAACACUAAUGAAGUUGCCGAGUUCUUUAGCAGUCGUUCUCUUCAUUCUCUCAACCCUUUGGCUCUCAACUACUUCAAAUCCCAUUCUCGAAAACUUCCUCAAAUGCCUUCCAGAACAAACUCACUCCAACUACUCCAUCUCUGAAGCCAUUUACACCAGCCAAAAUGCCACUUUUGAAUCCGUUCUGCUGUCAUACAUCAGAAACGGCAGAUAUUUAACCCCUACCACUCCGAAACCAUUGGCUAUUGUAACAGCCAAGCAUGAAUCCCACGUGCAAGCAACUGUGAUCUGUGCAAAGCGGCACGGUUUGCAGAUUCGAAUCCGAAGUGGAGGCCACGAUUACGAGGGUCUAUCUUACGUGUCACAUGUCCCCUUUGUUAUUCUUGACAUGUUUCAUCUCCGCGCCAUUCAUGUUGAUGUCGCGGAUGAGAGUGCUUGGGUUGAGUCUGGGGCUAUUGUUGGUGAGCUUUACUACGAAAUCGCAAAGAACAGUAAAGUUCAUGGGUUUUCAGCUGCAGCUGGUCCAACUGUCGGUGUUGGUGGUCACUUUAGUGGCGGUGGGUAUGGUGUCAUGAUGAGAAAAUAUGGGCUCACCGUGGAUAACAUUGAAGAUGCUAAACUAGUUAAUGUGAAUGGUACUGUUCUUGAUAGAAAGUCUAUGGGAGAAGAUCUUUUUUGGGCCAUUAGAGGUGGUGGUGGAGCAAGCUUUGGAGUCAUUUUGUCAUGGAAAAUAAAGCUGCUUCCAGUGCCAGCCAAAGUGACUGUAUUCAACGUCGGAAGGACCCUUGAGCAAGGCGCUACAGAUGUUCUUUACCGGUGGCAACACGUCGCACCUAAGCUACCUAAAGAAAUCUUCAUCAGAGCAAUGCCUCAAGUGUUGAAUACUAGUUUGGGUAACAAGACUGUGGAAGUGUCAUUCAUUGGUUUCUUCUUGGGACAAAGUGAUGAGCUUCUUUCAUUGAUAAAUAGGAGUCUUCCUGAAUUGGGUUUGCAGAAAACAGAUUGCAAUGAAAUGAGUUGGGUAGAAUCUACGGUAUUUUGGGCUAAUUACACAGUUGGAACUUCCAUAGACGUUCUACUUGAAAGGCCCAAGGGGCCAACAGACAGCUUCAAAGGCAAGUCUGACUACGUGAAAGAACCAAUUCCAAAACAAGACAUAGAAUUCAUAUUGAAGGAGCUACUUAAGAUGGAAAACUUGUGGAUGCAAUGGAACCCUUAUGGUGGAAGAAUGAGUGAGAUUUCUGAGUCGGAAACUCCCUUCCCUCACAGAGCCGGAAACCUGUUUUUGAUUCAAUACUCUUCGUCGUGGGAGGAAGAAGGGAUUGAGGCCACCAACAAGUACCUUAGCUUAUCUAGAAAAUUUUACAAAAUAAUGACUCCAUUUGUAUCCAAGAGACCAAGAGAGGCCUUCCAAAACUACAGGGAUCUUGACAUUGGGGCCAAUUUGGAUAAUCAGACCAUCUUUAAUAUUGCUAGAGUCUAUGGAAGCAAAUACUUUGAAGGUAAUUUUGAAAGGCUGGUAAAUGUGAAGACCGAGGUUGAUCCCCAAAACUUUUUCAAGCAUGAACAAAGUAUUCCACCUCUUGCCUAGUAUCAUUUAGUUUAAUGUAUUAGGGGGUGUAAGUGGAAGGUCCUGUAUUCGACCCACGGAAUAAUUAGUGUACAUUAGCGUUUAUUAAUUAGUGUGUACUGUAAUAUGUAUUACCCAGAAGUGAAUAAAGGAGUCGAAAGUUUAAAUGUAGUUAUUUCUAGUAAAUAAAGAAAUUGACUACCAUUGAUUUUUUCAA
Rosa chinensis is the source of this 1849-nucleotide messenger RNA. RefSeq names its product berberine bridge enzyme-like 17. Bases 55 to 1653 code for a protein of 532 amino acids. The transcript has a single exon. NCBI's taxonomy places the organism in Eukaryota, Viridiplantae, Streptophyta, Magnoliopsida, Rosales, Rosaceae. The record is from RefSeq and is a predicted model, not a curated record. Gene Ontology annotation, molecular function: FAD binding; oxidoreductase activity.